AUAAAUAGAGAAAGACUUGCUAGCAAAGGGUUCAGUAUCAAGUUCAGCUUCGCAUCUCCCUCAUCUAUUGCAUCUGCACUCGUCGAUUGAAGUUAAUUUCCAAACAACAUGAAAUUCCUGGUGAUCGUUUUCGUGGCCCUGCUUGCCGUCGCCUCCGCCUUGCCCCAAUUCGGAUUCGGCGGAUUUGGAGGAUUUGGCGGACAACAGCAGCAACAAGAAAGCUUUGGAGGUGGCUUCGGAGGAUUCGGAGGACAACAGCAGCAGCAGCAGGAAAGCUUUGGAGGUGGUUUUGGAGGAUUCGGAGGAUUCGAACAACAACAGCAGCAGCAAGGAGGAUUUUUCUAAGAACUUAAAGCUUAAUUAUGCAGUGUACAAAUCUAGAUAAUGCAAAUAGUAAAUUAAAUUAACAACUAAAAACAA
Molecule: messenger RNA, 420 nt
Organism: Drosophila ananassae
Lineage: Eukaryota; Metazoa; Arthropoda; Insecta; Diptera; Drosophilidae
Product: glycine-rich RNA-binding, abscisic acid-inducible protein
Exons: 2
Coding region: 109-345 (78 amino acids)
Source: RefSeq, a predicted model, not a curated record